Penicillium paradoxum is the source of this 1311-nucleotide messenger RNA. Its product is annotated as E3 ubiquitin-protein ligase RNF103. The record is from RefSeq and is a predicted model, not a curated record. Bases 1 to 1311 code for a protein of 436 amino acids. Gene Ontology annotation, cellular component: cytoplasm. Gene Ontology annotation, molecular function: ubiquitin protein ligase activity. NCBI's taxonomy places the organism in Eukaryota, Fungi, Ascomycota, Eurotiomycetes, Eurotiales, Aspergillaceae. Gene Ontology annotation, biological process: ubiquitin-dependent protein catabolic process. The transcript has 2 exons.
AUGUCUCCAACUGCGACAUCAAGCUCCAGCCCUGCUGCCACUACCACUGCCAGUAGCAGCGGAGAGAGCUCAAGCAGUGCGACCAGCUCGCCCUUGUUGUUUUUCGUCGCUCUUGGGUUUGGCGUGGUGUUUACCAAUCUAUGGAUCAUUGUUGGAGUCAAAUAUUGCUUUCGGUAUAACCAACGAAAUCGUCAGCUCCGCAGUGAGGAAGUAGGAGAAGCCAUAGAUCUGGCUACCAUGCCGCGAACCCAUCGCAGGAGAAGGGAGAAAAGGUUAAUGACGAUGGAUGAAGUCAACGGGCGGUUUCCACUUGUCAAGUACAAAGUGUGGAGAUCAUCUCGCGCCAACCAGGGUCUUUCAACAGAAGGAGGUAUCACGGCCCCGAAUAGCAGACCGCAGAGCCCAAAGGAUGAAAAUGAUGCCAUAAAAACUGCGGUCCGCACAACUGUAGUCUCACCGACUACGAAGGGUCAUGAACGAGUGGAUAUGAACGAUGCGUUACAAAUCUCCUCCGAAGAGUUACAUGCCGUCGCUUCAGUGCAGGUCUCAGAUGAGAAGGUCCCCGGGAUUUCGAAGACGUCUUCCGCUCACCAAAGCCUGGGUUCAUAUGUCCAUGAAGAAAAAUGGCAAGAUUCCCUGGCCAAUGAAAAUGCGAGCGUUGAUCUCGAGGGGGACAACGACGGUAGAGGUUGUAUCCGCAAUGCUGUUCCUGCUGAUCUUCUACCUAACCCUGGCGACUCUUGUGCGAUUUGCCUAGAUAUCAUCGAGGAUGAUGACGAUAUCCGAGGGCUUGCAUGUGGGCAUGCUUUCCAUGCCUCAUGUGUCGAUCCCUGGCUGACAAGCAGAAGGGCAUGUUGCCCUCUAUGCAAGGCCGAUUACUAUGUUCCUAAACCCCACGUGCAGAGUGAAUCACACUCUGCCACAGGUCGGCAGGGUCACCGUACUGUCUCGGCUCGCCCAGAUACAAUCCCAAGACCUCCUAGGGUCGCUUGGAAUGGGAGUCGAGAAAACGGAUUUCGUAUCCCAAUGAGCUUGUCUAACCGACUAUUUCAAUCUGGCGCCCCAGAUGAAGAAGUCAUCCCCCCAUCCCGAGAGCAGCAUUUACGAGGCAGGCGUGAUCGAUUUUGGGGCUCACGCCAUUCCUUGGACCCUCUAGGCCAGCCUACCUGGUCGCAAUCAAUCUCAAAUCGACUCCGCCAAUUUUUUUUCCAUUUACCCUCGUCGAGAGAGCCUCACCCGCCAGCUUCGGAUGGAACCUCACUGCCUUUGGAAAGACGCACACCCCGUCAAAUCGAAGCUGGUACCGUAUGA